Molecule: messenger RNA, 2598 nt
Organism: Mycosarcoma maydis (corn smut)
Lineage: Eukaryota; Fungi; Basidiomycota; Ustilaginomycetes; Ustilaginales
Exons: 1
Coding region: 1-2598 (865 amino acids)
Biological process (GO): amino acid transport; transmembrane transport
Cellular component (GO): plasma membrane
Molecular function (GO): amino acid transmembrane transporter activity
Source: RefSeq, a predicted model, not a curated record
AUGUCCGCGCCGUCUUCGGUGGCGCCGCUUGGAAACUCUCGUUCAGCUCGCGCUGCAAGCCAGCAGAGCCACACUGGCGCCGAACUCUCAACUGCUGCAUCUUCGCCUUCAUGGUCAACGCUGCAAGUACGUCAAGGCCAAGCAGAUCAACUAGCACGCUCCCAAGAAACCCCAUCCCCUUCUUCGUCUAAGCCAGUAUCGCCUCCAACUUGGACAGCUCCCUCUUCUUCUGAGGCUACUUCUUCGUCUCCACUUGGUUGCAACAAUAGAGAGGCUCUUUCCACUUGCUCGCCGCUUCGUCAACGCACUGUCAAGGGCAAAAUCCCUGCGCUCAACGGCGCAAAGGCGGACGACGAUGACGAUCUGCACCUGCUUGGACCGCCCUCUUUCGCCGAGUCCCAGUUUGCUACUAUCAUUCGUCGACAGAGAAAAAGAAGAGUCGUCUCGCCCACCAGCAAUUUCCAACUGGACGGUAUCGCUUCUGUUCUCGACCUCGAGGCAUCCACUACUCCAGAUGCAACAACCUCCAAGCAGAAUGCCACUAGUGAUUCUUUCAAAGCGAAUGAGGCUUUCGUAGCCGAAUCUGGCUGGAGCCAUGCGCUCCGCCGAGGGGAGCUCAAAGCCACUGCAUCUCUGUAUCCAGACGCGCCUAAAACCACACUUACCUCGGACCGCCAAGAUCCGCUCAUGACCAUCCAUCGAGGGUGGGAAUUCGCUGGCUGGGGCUCGAUAUCGCUUCUCGAGCUUCCUCCAUCCGCCUUGGAGCCAGCCACAGCGAGUACCGCCGCUGCGGCCGCACCACCACGUCUUCAACUAGGCCAGUGGAAGGCUUCGGCGAUCGCCGGAAAUGCCGUCACUGGCUCAGUCUUCUACGCACUGCCAGCUGUGGUGGCGGUGUCGUCGGUCCUAUCGCCGAUUUCGAUCCUGAUUGCCUGUCUUCUGCUGUAUCCCUUUCGUCCUAUCAUCUGUGAGCUCGCCUCGGCUCUUUCGGCAAGCAACGCGGGCAAUUACUCGUACUUGACCAACAUCUCAACCAAACUGGUAGCUGUGCUCGCUGCGGCCAUCACCCUUCUCGAUGCUGUGGCGACUGGCGCGGUUAGCGCUGGUACAGCAAGUGCCUACAUCCAAGGCGAGACGCUCACCGGUCACGCUCAUGUCGAUGGUCGCGUCAUCUCGAUCCUUCUUCUUGUCGGCCUCGCUGCGCUAUGCUUGCUCGGCAUGCGUGACUCGAGCAGCGUGGCUCUCGGCAUGUUUUUGCUGCACGUUGUCACCAUGUCCAUGCUGAUCAUUGCUGGAAUCGUAGCCUGGAUCCGCUCGGGCAAUUCGCUUCUGCAUGAGAACUGGGCGAUUGGUAUGGCUGCGCUUCGUGCGCCAUCCACUGGCAAAGGAGUGGCACGCGCCGUGUUCGACGGCGUCUGCGUCGCGUUUGUGGGACUGACGGGGUUCGAGUGCAGUCCAUCCUACAUCAACCAGGUCAAGCCGGGCGAGUUUCCCAAGGCGCUGCGAAAUUUGCACAUCAUCGUCUUGCUUACCGAAGCGCCGCUCAUGCUGCUUGUGCUUGCGCUUGUUCCCAUGGAUUCCAUUCUCAGUGGCGCCAAUGUGCUCGCAUUGCUCGGACAGGUGGCUGGAAGAGGUGCUUGGCUCAAGAUCUUUGUCGUGAUCGACGCCUGCUUGGUUCUCUGCGGAGGUAUCAUCACUGGCAUUGUUGCAUUUUGCGGUCUGAUCGAUACGUUGUGCGACGACAGGGUCGUGCCUCGGGUGCUGCAACGCAGGCUGCCCAAGACGGCCGCCACGUACCCAUCGAUUGCGCUGUUUCUUAUGCUUACCGUGGUGAUGAGCGCCACUUGCAACUUUAGUUUGACGACGCUAUCUUCGGUGUUUAGCGUCUCUUUUCUGUGCGUUAUGACGCUGUUUGGAGUUUCGCUCGUUUUGCUCAAGUAUGCUAGACCUUUGUUGCCACGGUCGCCUAUCGCCAGCCUGACAACUGUGCUGCUAGGGAUCGGCAUUGGCAUUACGGCCAUGGCGGGUAAUUUCGCGCUCUCGCCUGUCAUCAUUGUACAGACAUUGGUCUACUUUGUGGCCAUGGCGGUGAUGCUCAUUGCGCUAGCUCGGAGGGUGGAUUUGGCCCGAGUCGCACUCUGGCUCGUCGAGCAUCAGCGUUUUUCGUCGUUUGGGCUCGUUUCGUCCAAACUCGAAAAACAGCUCAUCGGCUGGAUCCGGAGCGAACGCAGCCAUCCAGUCAUUUACUUUACCAAAUCGGACGACAUUUCGGUGCUUGCUAACGCAUUGUACUACAUCGAGCAGAACGAGCCGACGUCCAAGUGUAAGCUGGUACACUGCUACAAGUCUAUCGAUGCCAUCCCAGAGCAGCUCGACGAGACUUUUCAACUGGUUGAUGAAAUCUUUCCUACCGUCACGGUGGAUCUGGUGUUCGUGGAAGCGCCUUUUACGCCGCAGGUGGUUGGUGCCAUUACUGAUCGGCUGGGCGUUCCGAUUUCACGAUCUUUCAUCUCGUGCCCAAGCGGCCGUGGCGCGCUGGUCGGGUCACAAUAUCCACUGUGUGACUAUGGCGGGCUACGCAUCAUUCUGCCUGGAUAG